Molecule: messenger RNA, 426 nt
Organism: Cercocebus atys (sooty mangabey)
Lineage: Eukaryota; Metazoa; Chordata; Mammalia; Primates; Cercopithecidae
Product: vegetative cell wall protein gp1-like
Exons: 3
Coding region: 1-426 (141 amino acids)
Source: RefSeq, a predicted model, not a curated record
AUGGUGAGAGUGUCACCCAAGACAAGGCUGCAGCCCCCCAUGCCCCACCUCCCAGCCCCAGCCCCAGUCCCCAGCCUCCAGCCCCUGCCACCAGCCCCCAGCCUCCAGCUCCCAGUCCACCAGCCCCAAUCCCCAGCCCCAGCCCCCAGCGUCCUCAGCCCCCUCCCAGCCCCAGCCCCACCAGCCUCCGCCCCCAGCCCGCAGCUCCCAGCCCCAGCGCCCCCAGCUCCAGCCCCCAGCUGCCCACGCCGACCGCCCAGUUCCCAGGCCCCAGGCCCCCCUGCCACCCUAGCCAAGCCCCAGCCCCCAGUCCCAGGCCCCAGCCCCCAGUGCCCAGUCCCCAUUCCCGAUCCCAGUCCCCCAGCCUCGUCCCCAGUCCCCAGCCCCAGUCCCACAGCCCCCGGCCCCCGGCCCCCAGCUAUCUAG